Messenger RNA from Guillardia theta CCMP2712, 2556 nucleotides. RefSeq lists its product as hypothetical. Lineage: Eukaryota; Cryptophyceae; Pyrenomonadales; Geminigeraceae. Gene Ontology annotation, cellular component: integrator complex. The transcript has 20 exons. The record is from RefSeq and is a predicted model, not a curated record. Bases 1 to 2556 code for a protein of 851 amino acids. Gene Ontology annotation, biological process: snRNA 3'-end processing.
AUGCCGAGCUUCAUGGAGUUUGUUCUGAAGCCUGUGCUGCUGGACCAACAUCUUCAAGGCCUCAAGACAGACAGCAAGCUGAAGCCAGAUGCCCACGAGCUGCUGCAGUCUCUUGUUGAGCUCGCGCAGAACCAGGAGUCAGAGUUGCAGAAAGCCACCGAUCCCACGAUUAAGGCAGAAUGUAAGUCGUCACAAGCCUUCGCUUUCAAUCUGGCGGCAAGAGUGGUUCUCAAAGCAGGACUGACCCUCGAGGACAUCGAGCAUGGCAUUCCGCAUGCUCAGCAACUCACUUUGCUAAAGCACACCCACGCACUUGAGCCUGAAAAUAGAAUCCUAGAAUGCGACAUCCACCGUUGGGUUCUCCGCUCCAUGCUCUUCCGCCUCUCGCUAGAGUUCAACGAUGACUUGAAGACGUUGACGGACAGGUUUGAAUCUGAACCCAACACAACCGAGUCGCUGAAGUCCUGGGACAGCGCCAAGGACUCUUCCGAGCAAGCGGCUCUUUCAAUCGUCAAGGAUCACAUCGAUCGUUGUAGGGUACUCCCACACCGCCUCGCCGCGCUUGCUCUGGCUCUAAGGAUGCUGCGACUGUCAACGCCGGAUGCGCCGCCGACGCCGUUCCAUGGUAUUCGGAGAGGGAAGGCCGCAGCUCGACCGGAAGCCUCGGAACCUGCCGAGGACGAAUUGGAAAACUCGAAAGACGUCGACAUGCAGAUGAAGGGCGCGGCGAUGACGGGCAGCGGCUUGAUGAUCCUUGCUGCAGAGCUCCUGCGGCUGCAGAACAAGAGCGAGUUGCUCCUUGACCUGCUCCACCUCGACAACGCGCUCAGGCUGUCAGCGCAGAAUGCGAUGAGCAGAGCCGAGAGCUCUUCCUCUGCUGAGAACGGAUUCUUUGCGAAACUCUUUGCCGAAGGAAUCGAGGGCAUCUCCCCGCUCCCUUGGCCUUACAGGCAGCACCUGAUGUGCUCCAUUCCGGACAGCCAGUCAUCAGAUGAGGAGGAGGAUCAGGAGAACAUUCAACUCUCCUUCUCCGCUGCAAAUUGUAUCGCUGCACUGACUGGAGCGUCCGCUGCAUCUGCAUACGUUGGGCUGAGGAUGAGACAUGACCUGAUGACCGUGAAUCAGCCUUAUUUCCAAGCAGAAGAGCUUUCUGUCUCGGCCGAAAGCCACAAAGAUCAAAUCACCCGCAAGAAGAACAUCCGCGCUGUCAUUCAGGCUGCGAGGCGAACUAUGGACGUCCUCGUGAGCGCUGAAAAUCAAGAGAACUGCACAGAGAUGAUCAACAAAACGCUCCCUGCAAAGCUCCAACAAAAUCUCAAGAUGGGUCCCAUCCUUGUCAACGCGUUUCUCGCAGCCUCUGAGCACGGGGCGACCAAGCGAGCGAGGAAUAUGCUGGAAAUUGCAAUCGAUCAGUUGCAGAUGGUUCUUUCUGAGACAGAGGAGGAGGGAAAGGCAGGUGACAAGCGGUCGAGGCAUGGGGAUGGUGAGGAAAUGCAAUCCGACCAAAACAAGGCCGGGCCAAGCUCUGCAAACAAGCGGAAGUGCAGAGAAUCUUUCAUUGCUGGGCUGCUCUACAAGCGCAAAGAGGUUUUCAGUGACGAGCAGCUGAAGCAUUCUUGCUUCUCAGCGGGGGAGAUAGGGAUCAACGUCCGAGAGUCGGCAAGCAAGACAUGGAAUGAUGUGGAGGGCAAAUGCAGGGAGCUAGGCGAGAUGUCUCUGGGGAUUGGAAGGUCGCCAGAGCUCUCAGACGAGCAGAUUGAGAGCUUGUCUACCCUCCUUGAUGGGAUUGUGCUGGCGGCAUCGGAAGCCGGUGGUCAUUGGAUCUCUCACGAGUACCCGCAGCAAGGAUGGUUCGAUGCUCUCUCGGGGAUGUCGACGGAGUCGCUAUCGGCCGCGUACUCGCUGUGCCGAAGGCUGGAGGGAGACUCGAGGGUGAAAGGGAUCUUUGCGUCCUCGUUGGAGGACGUCAAGUCGAAGAAGAACCCGUACGCUGAUGUGCGGAUGCUGAUGCUUCGCGCCAUCCUCAUGAUCCUCCAAGAGCGGGAACAAUCCGAGGCGAAAUGGGCCAUCGAAGGAGCGAAGCUCGCGCUGACGGGAGGGAACGCCAAGAUCGCGAUAAGAUGCCUGGUGAUGUCCGCCCUGAACCUUUUAGGAGGCGACGAGUCUGGAUUUCGAUCCUCGCUGAUAGGGACCAAUCGCGUUCCUGUCCUGCCCAAGAAUCUGACAGAGCUCCUGAUCGAAUGCCUGUGCAAGGCGAGCUGCGGGGCAGACGCCAUCAUCGUCUCACAGAUGCAGACGGAGAGUGCCCUGCGCCUCUACUUCAAGCACUGCAGCGAGCUGGACAUGAAGCAUGCGAUGUGGCUGUGGAACAUGGACGUUAUGGAGAGGCUGAUGCAGUCACUGGAUGCCAAGAAUGAUCAACGAAGAGUAGGGUGGGUGCUGGAAGCGCUCUCACGGCCUCAGCUCAACUGCAGCAAUGCCGAGACCAUCAGGGCGAGCUUUGCUCUGCAGCUGAUGCAACAGUUCUUGCUUUAUUUGCUUCGACAGUUCUCUUAA